This is a messenger RNA of Cajanus cajan (pigeon pea), 846 nucleotides long. RefSeq names its product Sterile alpha motif (SAM) domain-containing protein. The record is from RefSeq and is a predicted model, not a curated record. Gene Ontology annotation, molecular function: protein binding. Lineage: Eukaryota; Viridiplantae; Streptophyta; Magnoliopsida; Fabales; Fabaceae.
ACGCGAAGAAGUAUGUAAUUGUGAAAGGCUUCUCCCUCUCUCUUUACUUCUCACACCGCUCACUCUCUCUCUCCUUCUCUCCAUGUCUUCUUCACAUCAAACGUAGAUUUUUCUUUUUCUUUUUCUUUUUUUAAUCUCAAACCAUUUUUUACUCUCGCAAAGUGGUGUAUCUGGGGAAGUUUGAUUUGUGAAAUGAACAAAGGACAGUCACCGGAGCCGCUUGAUUUCUUCAUCUGGACUGUUGAGGAUGUUGGCUUGUGGCUGGAGACUAUAAAUCUUGGUAGUUACCGCCAAAUUUUUAAAGAAAAUGGUGUUAAUGGAGAAUACCUGGAAGGCAUGUCCAUGUUUACAACUGAACAGAUCCUACGAUUUAUAAGACGUUGCCACAUGAAGUGGGGAGACUUCAUCACGUUGUGCAAGGAAUUAAGACGGAUUAAAGUGGCUUGUCUGAAAGGGGAGCAGAAGGUGCGGCGGCCAUGGUGGGCGCCGGCGUGCCUAUCAACAGUGUUCUUGAAGGUGGCAAAAUCCAACAGACAAUCUAGAGUUGUUUCCCUGAAGCUGGAACCAUGAUACAAUAAAUUGAAGCUCUACAUGUGUGUACGUAUAGCAAUUUUCUUUUUGCCUAGAAAACAAAAGAUAGGAAGAACUUUUUCUAGCCUUUUUUUAUUUUUCUUUCCAUUGCAAAAUCUGGUUGUUUCUUCUCCUCUGGAGAAAUCUUAUGUUGUAGAAGGUCCUUGUGCACUAAUUCCAGGUGCUGUGUAAUUAUGUAUUCUCUGUUAUGCGAACGAAAAUACGAUAUAUGCUGUUUCUCUAAUCUUCAAGUUCAAAUCACCAUCGUUAUCUUCA